Scaptodrosophila lebanonensis is the source of this 2986-nucleotide messenger RNA. RefSeq names its product cell division cycle 7-related protein kinase. The transcript is spliced from 2 exons. The record is from RefSeq and is a predicted model, not a curated record. Gene Ontology annotation, molecular function: protein serine/threonine kinase activity; ATP binding. Gene Ontology annotation, biological process: mitotic DNA damage checkpoint signaling; protein phosphorylation. Gene Ontology annotation, cellular component: nucleus. The coding region runs from base 274 to 2808 and encodes 844 amino acids. NCBI's taxonomy places the organism in Eukaryota, Metazoa, Arthropoda, Insecta, Diptera, Drosophilidae.
UUCUGUUUUAUAUUAACUCAACAUUUUGUAAACACAUAUUUAAUUUUUCUUUAAAAUUCAAACACAAACUCAUUACGAAAUUAUUGUGUAUAUUGGUAAGCCAACUUGGCACUUGCUCGCAUCACCUUUUCGGACACCCCUUCCCCCCAUCACGCGACCAGCAAACUGUACGCCCCAAGCUGCCGAUUCGGUUUGUGUCUGCGUCUGCGUCUGUCUGUCUGCCCUUAAAGAGUCUGUCUGGGGCUCGUUUCACAAAUUAGAUGGGUCGCGCAAAUGUUGACUAAAUUCCUUAUUGAUAAAAUGGACAAAAAGGCGCAGCAGCAACAGUCGCAGCACAAACAUCAGCAACAACAACAACAGCAGCAGCAGGCGCGUUCCAAAAUGGCGGUCCCAGAGGCGGCAUCUUCCAAGACAACAGCACCAGGAGUCUCAACAGGAACAGGAACAGGAGCAGGAACAACUACAAUAUCCACAACCGCAACACGUGUGGUGACACACACGGCUGGCUCCGUAAAGACAACCUUCAGCACACAGACCACAGUGCAUAGCAACAGCAACAACAACCACAAUAGCAACAACCCAACCAGCAAUAACAAUGCCGCCAAUACCAAUCACAAGAGCAGGCGGCCAGCAGGUGAACAGUCAGUAGCGACAACAACAACAACAACGCCCAAAUUUCCAAACAGCAAUGUGCGAUUCCAUUACGCACAACCAGGGGAGAGCGCACCAACGACAGGAGCAUCAGCAACAGCAUCAGCAGCGGCCCCUUUAGGCCAUCAGCAUCUCAGCUAUGUGCAGGCUGGAAAUCGAUAUUUUCCCGCCGGACGCCCGAUAAAUACCACAACAGCGCUGACAGCGCAAACCCCACUCGCAACGGCACUCGCCGCAGCAACUGCUAUGACCAACAACAACAACAACAGCAACAACAAUAACAACAAUGCAAACAGCAUUACGGUGCUGUCUCAAAUGCAGAAGGCGAAUGAGCUGACGGAUAAGCUCCAGCGCCUCACGCGCCGCAACGCCAUGAAGGAACUGUCGGCAAUGCAUGCCCGCUCCCUGCAGGCCUACGAUAAGAAUGAAGAGGCGCUGCGGGAGCUGCAGGAGAGUAUUCCCGAGAUUGGAAAGAUCUUCGAUGUGCAUUGCCGCAUCGGCAGUGGAACCUUCAGCACCGUCCUCCUGGGCACCCUGCAGCGAGAGCGCCAGCUGGCGGAGUCGCAUCGACGACGCUUUGCCAUCAAACAUCACAAUCCGACCAAUCAUCCGGAGCGCAUCCUGCGGGAGCUGGAGUGCAUGUUCAAGAUUGGCGGUGUAGAUAAUGUGAUUGGGAUCAACUGUUGCAUACGCUAUAACGACAAUGUGGCCUUUGUCAUGCCCUACAUGAGUCACGACCGCUUCCACGACAUCUAUCGCAACAUGAGCCUGACCGAGGUCAAGGACUAUGUGCGAAACUUGCUGAUAGCGCUGCGACAUGUGCACAAGUUCAACGUGAUCCAUCGGGAUGUGAAGCCGAGCAAUAUUCUGUACAAUCGACGUACGCGACAAUUCCUGCUCUGCGACUUCGGCUUGGCUCAGCACAUAUCCAGCGAGGGACGUGUGAUUCAGGCGACGGAUUUGAACGCUUCUGCGGCGGCCGUGCUGAUGCGGGACAUGGAUGCGGCUCGACAGCAGCUAAUGAUACAGGAGAGAGCUGCCUCGGCACUCACCACAGCGCAGCCCACCAGCUGUCAAGCCGAGGUGGAUGCCUAUCUGGCCGUCAGCAAGGAGCAGGACAUGCGACGCAUGCGCGCCCUGGGUGGCGGUGGGGGCGUCGAUCGUCCGCUAGAGGUGACUGCCCAAGCCCUGGAAUACCGACGCAUGCAGCCGCUGGCGAAUCUAACUAAAAAGGAGCAGGCCCUGCAGAAGGCCGACACCGUGCGGCUCAUCAAUCGGCUGCGCUACAUGGCCAAUAAUGUGGAUCCGAACAACUAUGUGGUCUCCACCAAUGCCACGCACAAAGAGAUGCAUGCCUCGAGGGCGGGCACGCCCGGCUAUCGACCGCCCGAAGUCCUGCUGCGCUAUCCGCUCCAAACCACUGCCGUGGACAUUUGGGCCGCCGGCGUAAUUCUGCUCUCACUGCUCUCCUCCCUGCAUCCGUUCUUCAAGGCGCCCAACGACUGCGCCGCGCUCUCCGAGAUCAUGAAUCUGUUCGGAGAUCUGAGUGUGCGCAAGACCGCCUUCAUGCUGGAUCGCUUGGUCCUGCUAACGCAGAAGGUGAAUGCUCUGGAUCUGCGUCGGGUCUGCAUGCGCUUUCGCUAUGCCGACUUCUUUCUCUCCCCCGAGAUGCAUCGCCGCUAUAGACGCGGCAACGGCACCACCGAAAUCUGCCGCAACUGCGAGCAGGCCACCUUCAAUUGCAUUUGCAAGCAUACGGGCCAUCGCAUCGAGCCGUACGAGGGUCUAGACAUAUUUCCAACCACGGUCUACGACCUGCUCUCUCGCCUGCUGGAAGUGAAUCCGAUGAAGCGCAUUACAGCGGACGAGGCGCUCAAGCAUCCCUUCUUCAGCGAUCACCAUAGGCUGCUGGCCGAUCACCCGCCUCUGUUGGUCCCAAAGGAGACUCUGCCUAUGGCAGCGGCGCGAACCCUCAAACGCUAUAUCGAUACUCCCCUGGCGAUAAAACCCACGGCCGAGCCAACAGCUACUGGCAAUGAAGCGUCUCCUGAUGCUGUUGCUCCAAAUCCUACAGGAGGAGUUGCUGGUGGUGGUGGUGGUGGUGGAGGAGGAUGUGGAUGUGGUGCAAAUGGCAACGUCAAGUCGACCAAUGUCUGAGCAAGUAUAUAUACGCUAUGGAACCAGAUGCCAUUUUUGAGUAUUAAUUCACGUCCAACAAAUUCCAAAGAAAUGCUCGAAAGUGUGCAAUUAUUUGUAAUUUCAAGAAAUUUUUAAAGUGCAAAGCCCAAAAUUUUAUUCAAAAUACAUAUAUUGAUGUGCAUUUUAAGAAUGUGAA